UAUACAUCAAUAUUGCAGAAACGGACGGUUAUUUCAAUGAUAGCCGAAAAUCCUCUUAACUUCUUGUUUUUAUUCCAGGGUCGUUUUUAACGUGUUGAGUUAACUAUAAGGAGAAAGACAUGACUGAGUUAAGGAUGAGAGGAAGAGGAGCGGAUCCCGACAGCGUUAGUGGAAACAUGGAUUGACUGAGGGGAAGCAGAUCCUAGAUCUGUGCCUAUUUGAAGACCUUCACCCCGGAGUGCAGCUAACCACUGACAAGGAGGCAGCUGGAGAGGACAGAUUGGGUCUGGCUGGAGGAGAGGGAGAUGGAGACCGAGAGUCUAACGCAGGCACUCCAGAAGUUCCUCCCUCCACAGUAGACAACACUCCACAGUUCCUCAACAAGGCUGUGGAGGGCCUCAACCCCAGAUGGAAGAACUGGUGGAUCCGAGGGGUUCUGUCUCUGGCCAUGAUUUCAGGAUUCUUUAUGGUCAUCUACCUGGGACCCACCAUGCUCAUAUUAGUGGUGAUGACCAUCCAGAUCAAGUGUUUUCAGGAGAUCAUCGAUAUCGGCUACAGAGUCUACCAUUCCUACGAGCUGCCCUGGUUCAGGACACUCAGCUGGUACUUCCUGAUUUGUGUGAACUACUUCUUCUACGGUGAGACGUUGGCGGAGUACUUUGGUGCGUUGGUUCAGAGAGAGGAUUCACUCCAGUUCCUGGUCCGAUACCACCGCUUCAUCUCCUUCACUCUCUACCUGGCAGGUUUCUGCAUGUUUGUUCUGAGUCUAGUGAAGAAACAUUACCGUCUGCAGUUUUAUAUGUUUGCGUGGACCCAUGUAACCCUCCUGAUCGUGGUUACACAGUCUCACCUAGUCAUUCAGAACCUGUUUGAAGGAAUGAUCUGGUUCAUCGUCCCCAUCUCCAUAGUGAUAUGCAAUGACAUCAUGGCCUACCUGUUUGGUUUCUUCUUUGGCAGAACGCCACUCAUUAAGCUGUCUCCUAAGAAGACGUGGGAGGGGUUUAUAGGAGGCUUCUUCGGGACCCUGGUCUGUGGCUUCGUACUGGCCUACCUGCUAGCUCAGUUCCAGUACUUUGUAUGUCCUGUGGAGUACAACAGCGAGACCAACCGUUUCACCGCGGACUGUGAACCCUCUGACAUCUUUGUGAUGCAACAGUACACAUUUCCUUUCGCUGUCCAGAACAUCCUCACAUGGAAAACGGUGAACCUGUACCCGUAUCAGAUCCACAGUGUGGUGCUCUCCACCUUCGCCUCUCUGAUUGGUCCCUUUGGAGGAUUCUUUGCCAGCGGCUUCAAGCGAGCGUUCCAGAUCAAAGACUUUGCAGACACCAUCCCUGGUCACGGAGGCAUCAUGGAUCGCUUCGACUGUCAGUAUCUGAUGGCUACAUUCACUCACGUUUACAUAGCCAGCUUCAUCAGGACAAUGACCCAAUACACCUCCAGGCUGUGUAAGGGCUAUUUGACCAAGAAGGAGAGUGAUGGAGUGCUGCAUCAGAUGACCUGGCCUCCACAAUCACCUGACCUCAACCCAGUUGAAAUGGUUUGGGAUGGGUCGGACCGCAGCGUGAAAGUAAAGCAGCCGCCAACAAGUGCUCAUCAUAUGUGGGAACUCCCAAGACUGUUGGAAAAGCAUUCCAGGUGAAUAUGGUUGAGAGAACACCAAUAGUGUGCAAAGGGUGGCUACUUUGAAGAAUCUAAAAUAAAAUAUAUUUUGGUUACAACGUGAUUCCAUAUGUGUUAUUUCAUAGUUUUGAUGUCUUCACUAUUAUUUUACAAUGUAGAAAAUAGUCAAAUAAAAGAAAAAUCCUUAAAUGAGUAGGUGUGUCCAAACUUUUGACUGGUAGUGCAUUUCUGUAGGUAUGGAUCACUGUAAACAAAUGCAGAAAAAUUACAGUAAUUUUCAAAAUAAUUAGCAAAAUUUCCCGAAAUCCUAGUUGUAAUAUUCCCCAAAAAUCGUGAGGGAAUAAGCAAGAAAUCCGAUAUCCUCCAACCGGGAUUUCUGGGAAUUUGGGGAAAGUUACCCGGAAUUUGGCAACUAUAGCAACCAGCACACACUAUCACACUGUGUACAUAAGAAUAUCAUAUUUAUCUGAACAAAGACCUAAUAUCAAAUCUUUAAACUAUGAAAACUAUAUGCAAAAUAACCAUCCAAUGGGACGUUAUUAUUUAUCUGUAGCAAUAGCAUUAAUAAACUGUGGUUGAAUAGGUAGCUAGGUGGGGAGGGGGUAUACACUUUUUUUUGGGGGGGGGGGCAUCUAUUAACAUAUAAGGUGAACUGGUGGCUGCUGAUGUGAGAAUGUCUGGGGUAACUUAAACUUGAGAUUGUGAAAGAUAUAAUUUUUUUGCUACCUUUUUCGGUCUAGCCUUAUUAACCAAUUAUUUUAGUUGCACUAUAGUUGAUUGUCCAUCUCUCUUCAGCUGACCUGAACCAUUCAACUGUUCCAAUAUUCCUAUUAUUUUUCUUACCAGACUCGAUCUUUUGUAAAAAUGUGUAGAAAAUAACAUUUUAGAAGUCUACUUAUUUGUUGUAUUGUUGCUCUUAAAGGGGUUGGUAUUGAGAGAAUUCAAGAUAUUUUGGUAACAUUUCAUGUUAUGAUUGCGGUGUCAGGCGAAUUACAGUGCGUGUACACACAUACACUCAGUGGCCAGUUUAUUAGGUACACCACCCCGUUCACAUAAAUGCUUUGCUCUUCCAGUGAGUCAAGUGGAUGUGGUUUGCUAUAUAAAGGAAUCAGACAGGCAUCGAGACAUUCAGUUACUGUUCCAUUGACCGUUAGAAUGGGGGAAAACUAGUGACCCAAGUGACUGGGCGUGGUAUGAUCGUUGGUUCCAGUAUCUCAGAAACGGCCGGCCUCCUGGGUUUUUCCACUCACGACAGUCAGCGGGAGUCCUGCGGACGAAAACAGCUUGUUGAAGAGAAAGUCGAAGGAGAAUGGCAAGAAUCGUGCAAGCGAACAGGCGGGCAAAUAACGGCGCAGUAUAACAGUGGUGUGCUGAACGGCAUCUAGGAACGCACAACUCGUCGGACCGGGUUCCGGAAUGUUUUCGGACCGGGUUCCGGAAUGUUUUCGGACCGGGUUCUGGAAUGUUUUCGGACCGGGUUCCACUCCUAUCAGCUAAAAACAACAAGAAGAAGAAGCAGCUCCAGCAGGGACGCCAUCAUCAACACUGGACCACUGAAGAGUGGAAAAACAUCACCUGGUCUGACAAAUCCCAGUUCCUGUUGCAUCAUGUUGAUGGCAGAGUCAGGAUUUAGCGUAAGCAGCAUGAGUCCAUGGCCCCAUCCUGCCUGGUGUCAACGGUACAGGCUGGUGGUGGUGAUGUCGGGAAUGUUUUUCUGGCACAUGUUAGGUCCCUUGAUACCAAUUUGAGCAAGGUUUCCAUGUCCUGAAUAAUUCAGGCUGUUCUGAACGCAAAGGGGAGUCCAACCUGGUACUAGAUGGGUGUACCUAAUAAACUGGAAACUGAGUGUAUAUAAAGUAUAUUAUAUUCAGAAGAGUAGCUGUAUCUUUCAGAAAUGUGGUUGCUUUUGAAUCUAUAAAGGCAUAUGGAUGGGGCUUCUGUGUUAGGCUGGUAUUCAAUCAAACACCAGUACAGGAAAAUCUGCACUGUGGCAAAACAUUACCACUUUGCGGUAACAUGAAAGUCGUGAUUUGAUAAACAAUGUUUACUGGUUGAAAAAUAAUCAAAAAACAAACUCUCACUCGUUUGAAUGAUUCAAAGAAAGGGUGAUUUUUUGUUGUUGUUGUUGCAUUGGAGAGAGAGAAAAAAAUCCAUCUUGUGUCUUUUGAUUGGUUUGAAUCCAAACCUUCAUCUGUUCUGAUUAGCAGAGAGAGAUACUUCCAGAAACGUUUACUAAAGCACGGUCUGAAACACUUCCUUAUUUGAGGUUUUUACCUAUUUAUUUCCUCCAGAUACAUUUUUAUGCUUCCUGGUUUCUUUCUCAUGUUGAAGUAACUGCUCUCUUCUGUGGAUUUGUGGAACUAGUUCUGUACUGUAGAAUUGUGGUGUCACUUCUAAAGCCCUCCCCAUUGGCCAAAUGGCUUCUCUCUCUAUUGGUUCCUGCUUGGGAUUAGAUUUUUAUAGAUUGUUUCUGAUUGGAAGUUUUAACUGUCCACUCGCUUAUUAAAACACAUGAACAGAUGCACAUGGAUGAUAGAAAUCAAGAGUUCUUGGUUUGGCCCCAUACGAGAAACCUCUUCUUUAUGCUUCUAGGUAGAACCCUUUUGGUGGUGCGAAAGGUACAACCACGUAGAACAUUGCAUUAGUGAAAGGAAAGUGUUAUCUUUUGGAGGGUUCUCCUUAUGGUGGAACAAUUUCAGGAACCCUUUUAUGGUUCUAGGUAGCGCAGCCUUUUAAGAGGGUACAGCAUGUGGUGUUCAACACAACCCAGUCUGACCAAAAGUGGCGCUGUCCAAAGUAAAGAUGUGGUCGAGGCGUAUGAGACUUAAGGUGUGAAAUGGCUGCAGUUCAAAUGAGGUUUAAGUUGGUGUGGUUUUAGUUAUUUUGUGAUAAUAUAUAAGCCUAUAUACUGUUGGCAACACGGUAGUAUUACAAUGAACACGACCUAAAGUGCAAGUCCGAAAACCUAAAUACCAGGUAUUAUGCAAAAGUUUUGGGGUCUCAUGUCUUUUUAUCUUUUGACUCUUUUUCGUUUGUUUUGAUUGCUUAUGCAGAAUUGGUUUUCUAAUAAAUCUCUAGCUUUUUGAAGUGGGGUAAGAUUGAAAAGUUGACAUUGUAUUGUGAAAUAGAGAGUUAAGAUAAUAUAUACACAUAUUAACAUUUGAUUUGACACACACACACAGUUCUGUCUAAAAGCAUAGUGUGAAUAUGAUUAGUUACAUUGUGAUUCUGUAUGGAGGUGAAUAAAUCCUUUUUAUUUUUCCCCUUUAAAAAAAAUAUACAUCUCCUGGUUUUGUUUGUUUCUUCUCUUGAGAAUCUGAAUUCAUGAAGAUAUAUUUUCACCACAAGGUUCUCACCUGUUAAACCCUUUCAAGGAAGCACUUUUUUUUUCUCCUAAACUGAUUUUGUGCCGGAGCCUGUAUUCUAAGAGAGGACGAGUGCUGAUCCUGGAUCAGUUCUCUUGACGGCGCUAUGGAUGCAAGAUCGGUAUGUUACAUUUAAAAAAAAAAAAAUUAAAGACAGAUUGUUCCUUUUUUUUUUAAAGCAGUUUAUUUUUUUUAAAAGGACUUGCAGUGUUAACAGUGAUUGACAUAGCACUUGUAUAGCUUAAUCUCUUGGGAUCUACGUAAACACAACUGGUACUGUAGAAUUUUGUCGGGAAGGAAUGGGGGAAAACGAGCAGCAGUAGCUUGCAAAGAGGGGGGGUGGAGCUUCUCGUUCCGGUUCAGCUCCUCAUUUUAAACAACGCAUCGACCCAGAACUUCAAUCAGCUGACCAAUUAUGCAAGACAUUAGUUCUGGAUUAAGAACAUUUUGAUUCCUUAUUUGAGCUCUAAAAGCAGAUAACACUGAAGCAUUCUGAAUUUAAAGUGCUUUUUCAACAUCAAACACAAAACAGUAUUGCAGCAAUAACUGACCUUUUUUUAUCGGGAAAGAAACGUCACAUCCAGAAUAUUGCAAAGAAAAAACGUGUUUUGCACAUCUAUAUUAAAUAAAUCACUGUCUUGUCUUUC
Molecule: messenger RNA, 5635 nt
Organism: Oncorhynchus nerka (sockeye salmon)
Lineage: Eukaryota; Metazoa; Chordata; Actinopteri; Salmoniformes; Salmonidae
Product: phosphatidate cytidylyltransferase 1-like
Exons: 14
Coding region: 449-1642 (397 amino acids)
Cellular component (GO): endoplasmic reticulum membrane
Molecular function (GO): nucleic acid binding; phosphatidate cytidylyltransferase activity
Source: RefSeq, a predicted model, not a curated record